UUUAACAUUUUAAAAUCGGGUAACAUAAAAUUUUCACAACGGUACUAAUAUUGAUAUCUUAAAAACAGAUAUUUCCAGACAGUCAUUGAUCAAUAUUUGGACAUAAUGUUGAGAUGCUUGAUACUAACAACAUUGAUCACUGCACUGGCAACCGGAAGCUUCUCCUCCAAAGGUGUACAACCUAUGAGCUACUUUUAUCAUGCCAACAAUAUCCCCUACGAUCUCUACUCUCGCUACCUGUGUAACAUAUUUAGAGACAUCGGAGUCACAAAUGUCACCAGCGAACAUACAGGAGAGAAAUCCGAGUACAAAGCAUUAGAAGAUUUGCUGGCACCAUUUUCUGGACAAGAUGCUCCUAAAUUACAGCGUCGUCCUGGUUAUGUCCCUUUAGCAGGACGAUAUGAGAACUCUUCAAGUUUAAAUACAAUCUCAAAAGCAAUCAGAAGAGCAUUAGGUUCAGAAUUAAAUGAACUUCAACUGCGCAAACUUCGAUCAGUUCUUGAAACUAGUUUAACUCUAUGCGACUUAAAACGGUUGCUGGAGGCUAUAUACAGGGUCGACACAGACAAGGCGUUGGAAGCUUCAUAUUUACUUCAGCAAUUUUUGGUGCCAGAAAAUGUUUCAAACUUUGUCAGCCGCAAGUCUCUGACAGAAAUCAUCCUUGCAUCUAACUAUUUACAAAAUGGUGUCCGAAAUGGUCUCAAGCUAGCGCCAACAGUUAAGGACGUAGUCAAAGUUGCUUUCAGAAAUCUUCUGCCUGCUGGACUGACUAGAGAACAAAUCAAAGAUGCUGAAAUGUCUAUGAUUGUCUUGAGUUCAUGGAAGAUGACACGGUACGACAUUGAAAGUAUAUUCAAUAACUGUUCACAAGAUAUGUUGAACAGUAACCAAGACUUGGUAUGCAAAGCACUGCACAGUUACUUUUGCAGCCACCAGAAAUGUGGAAUUAAACUACCGAAACGGUUGCUGUACCUGAUGUUGAGAUGUAGGAGAGGAGAAAAAAUGAAAACGUCUACAGUAAAAUCAACAAAAAAGUCAACGCAGAUAAUAACAACACCAUCUAAACAACCAAAAUCAUCAAAGUCUACAUUUACAUCUAUAACACACAGUUCGUCUCCAUUUUCUUCAACACAAACAGCAUCUAAAUCAACAAAAUCUAUAACAUCUAAAACUAAAUAUACAACAACUUCUACAACACCUACUUCCACAACAACUUCUACAACACCUACUUCCACAACAACUUCUACAACAACACCUACUUCCACAACAACUUCUACAACAUCUACUUCCACAACAACUUCUACAACACCUACUUCCACAACAACUUCUACAACAACACCUACUUACACAACAACUUCUACAACAUCUACUUCCACAACGACUUCUACAACACCUACUUCCACAACAACUUCUACAACACCUACUUCCACAACGACUUCUACAACACCUACUUCUACAACGACUUCUACAACACAUAAUUCGACAAGGACUUCUGCAACAACACCUACUUCCAGAUCAACAUCAACAACAACACCAACUUCCAAAACGACUUCUACAACACCUACUUUCACAACAACUUCUACAACACCUACUUCGACAACGACUUCUACAACACCUAAUUCAACAACGACUUCUACAAAACCUACUUCGACAACGACUUCUACAACACCUACUUCGACAACGACUUCUACAACACCUACUUCGACAACGACUUCUACAACACCUACUUCCACAACAACUUCUACAACACCUACUUCCACAACAACUUCUACAACACCUACUUCCACAACAACUUCUACAACACCUACUUCCACAACGACUUCUACAACACCUACUUCUACAACGACUUCUACAACACAUAAUUCGACAAGGACUUCUGCAACAACUUCUUUCACAACAACUUCUACAACACCUACUUCUACAACGACUUCUUCAACAAUACCUACUUCCACAACAACUUCUACAACACCUACUUCCACAACAACUUCUACAACACCUACUUCCACAACAACUUCUACAACACCUACUUCCACAACAACUUCUACAACACCUACUUCCACAACGAAUUCUACAACACCUACUUCCACAACGACUUCUACAACACCUACUUCUACAACAACUUCUACAACAACUUCUUUCACAACAACUUCUACAACACCUACUUCUACAACGACUUCUUCAACAAUACCUACUUCCACAACGACUUCUACAACACCUACUUCUACAACGACUUCUUCAACAAUACCUACUUCCACAACGACUUCUACUACACCUACUUUAACAACAACUUCUACAACAUAUACUUCCAGAACGACUACUACAACACCUAGUUCCACAACAACUUCCACAACACCUACUUCCACAACGACUUCUACAAAACCUACUUCGACAACGACUUUUACAACACCUACUUCGACAACGACUUCUACAACACCUAAUUCAACAAAGACUUCUACAACACCUACUUCCACAACGACUUCUACAACACCUACUUUCACAACGACUUCUACAACAACACUUACUUCCCAAACGACAUCUACAACACCUACUUCCACAACAACUUCUACAACACCUACUUCAACAAAAAUUUCUACAGCAACACCUACUUCCACAACAAUCUCUCCAACACCUACUUCAACAACAACUUUUACAGGAACUCCUCCUUCCACAACUUCUACAACAACACCUACUUCCCAAACGACUUCUACAACACCUACUUCCACAACGAAUUCUACAAAACCUACUUCCACAACAACUUCUACAACACCUACUUCUACAACAACUUCUACAACACCUACUUCCACAACGACUUCUACAUCACCUAUUUCCACAACGACUUCUACUACACCUACUUCCACAACAACUUCUACAACAACUUCUUUCACAACAAUUUCUACAACACCUACUUCCACAACAAUUUCUACAACACCUACUUCCACAACAACUUCUACAACACCUACUUCCACAACGAAUUCUACAACACCUACUUCCACAACAACUUCUACAACACCUACUUCUACAACAACUUCUACAACACCUACUUCCACAACAACUUCUACAACACCUACUUCCACAACGACUUCUACCACACCUACUUUCACAACGACUUUUACAACAACUUCUUCCACAAACACUUCUACAACACCUACUUCCUCAACGGCAGUUACAACAACACCUACUUCCCAAACGACUUCCACAACACCUACUUCCACAACAACUUCUACAACAUCUACUUCCACAACAACUUCUACAACAUCUACUUCCACAACGACAUCUACAACAACUUCUUCCACAAACACUUCUACAACACCUACUUCAACAAAGACAUCUACAAAACCUACUUCCACAACGAUUUCUACAACAACACCUACUUCCCAAACGACUUCCACAACACUCACUUCCACAACUUCUUCUACAACACCUACUUCCACAACAACUUCUACAACACCUACUUCCCAAACGACUUCUACAACACCUACUUUCACAACGACUUCUACAACAACACUUACUUCCCAAACGACUUCUACAACACCUACUUUCACAACGACUUCUACAACAACACUUACUUCCCAAACGACAUCUACAACACCUACUUCCACAACAACUUCUACAACACCUACUUCAACAAAAAUUUCUACAGCAACACCUACUUCCACAACAAUCUCUCCAACACCUACUUCAACAACAACUUUUACAGGAACUCCUCCUUCCACAACUUCUACAACAACACCUACUUCCCAAACGACUUCUAUAACAACACUUACUUCCAAAACGACUUCUACAACACCUACUUCCACAACGAUUUCUACAACACCUACUUCAACAACGACUUCUACAACACCUACUUCCACAACGACUUCUACAACACCUACUUCCACAACAACUUCUACCACACCUAAUUCAACAACAACUUCUACAACACCGACUUCCACAACAACUUCUACAGCAACACCUCCUUCCACAACAACUUCUACAACACCUACUUUCACAACAACUUCUACAACACCUACUUCCACACUAACUUCUACAACACCUAAUUCCAUUACAACUUCUACAACACCUACUUCCACAACAACUUUUACAGCAACACCUCCUUCCACAACGACUUCUACAACAACACCUACUUCCACAACAACUUCUACAACACCUACUUCCACAACAAUCUCUACAACACCUACUUCAACAACAACUUUUACAGCGACACCUCCUUCCACAACAACUUCUACAGCAACACCAAUUUCAACAACGACUUCUACAACACCUACUUCCACAACAACUUCUACAACACCUACUUUCACAACAACUUCUACAACACCUACUUCAACACUAACUUCUACAACACCUAAUUCCACAACAACUUCUAAAACACCUACUUUCACAACGACUUCUACAACAAUACCUACUUCCACAACGUCUUCUACAACACCUACUUCCACAAUAACUUCUACAACACCUACUUUGACUACAAAUUCUACAAUAUCUACUUCCACAACUUCUUCUACAACACCUUUUUCCACAACAACUUCUACAACACCUACUUACCUAACUACUUCUACAACACCUACUUCCACAACGACUUCUACAACACCUACUUCCACAACAACUUCUACAACACCUACUUCCACAACGAAUUCUACAACACCUACUUCCACAACGACUUCUACAACACCUACUUCUACAACAACUUCUACAACAACUUCUUUCACAACAACUUCUACAACACCUACUUCUACAACGACUUCUUCAACAAUACCUACUUCCACAACGACUUCUACAACACCUACUUCUACAACGACUUCUUCAACAAUACCUACUUCCACAACGACUUCUACUACACCUACUUUAACAACAACUUCUACAACAUAUACUUCCAGAACGACUACUACAACACCUAGUUCCACAACAACUUCCACAACACCUACUUCCACAACGACUUCUACAAAACCUACUUCGACAACGACUUUUACAACACCUACUUCGACAACGACUUCUACAACACCUAAUUCAACAAAGACUUCUACAACACCUACUUCCACAACGACUUCUACAACACCUACUUUCACAACGACUUCUACAACAACACUUACUUCCCAAACGACAUCUACAACACCUACUUCCACAACAACUUCUACAACACCUACUUCAACAAAAAUUUCUACAGCAACACCUACUUCCACAACAAUCUCUCCAACACCUACUUCAACAACAACUUUUACAGGAACUCCUCCUUCCACAACUUCUACAACAACACCUACUUCCCAAACGACUUCUACAACACCUACUUCCACAACGAAUUCUACAAAACCUACUUCCACAACAACUUCUACAACACCUACUUCUACAACAACUUCUACAACACCUACUUCCACACUAACUUCUACAACACCUAAUUCCUCAACAACUUCUACAACACCUACUUCCACAACGAUUUCUACAACAACACCUACUUACACAACAACUUCUACAACACCUACUUCCACAACAACCUCUACAACACCUACUUCAACAACAAUUUUUAAUGCGACACCUCCAUUCACAACAACUUCUACAGCAACACCAAUUUCAACAACGAUUUCUACAACACCUACUUCCACACCAACUUCUACAACACCUAAUUCCACAACAACUUCUAAAACACCUACUUUCACAACGACUUCUACAACAAUACCUACUUCCACAACGACUUCUACAACACCUAUUUCCACAACGACUUCUACUACACCUACUUCCUCAGCUACUUCUACAACAGCUCUUUCAACAACGACUUCUUCAACACCUACUUUCACAACGAAAUCUACAACAUCUACUUCAACAACGAAUUCUACAACACCUACUUCCACAACAACUUCUACAACACCUACUUCCACAACAACUUCUACAACACCUACUUUAACAACAACUUCUACAAUAUCUAUUUUCACAACUUCUUCUACAACACCUACUUCCACAACAACUUCUACAACACCUACUUCCCAAACUACUUUUACAACACCUACUUCCACAACGACUUCUACAACACCUACUUCCACAACAACUUCUACAACACCUACUUCCACACUAACUUCUACAACACCUAAUUCCACAACAACUUCUACAACACCGACUUCCACAACAACUUCUACAGCAACACCUCCUUUCACAACAACUUCUACAACACCUUCUUUCACAACAAUUUCUACAACACCUACUUCCACACUAACUUCUACAACACCUAAUUCCAUUACAACUUCUACAACACCUACUUCCACAACAACUUUUACAGCAACACCUCCUUCCACAACGACUUCUACAACAACACCUACUUCCACAACAACUUCUACAACACCUACUUCCACAACAAUCUCUACAACACCUACUUCAACAACAACUUUUACAGCGACACCUCCUUCCACAACAACUUCUACAGCAACACCAAUUUCAACAACGACUUCUACAACACCUACUUCCACAAUUACUUCUACAACACCUAAUUCCACAACAACUUCUAAAACACCUACUUUCACAACGACUUCUACAACAAUACCUACUUCCACAACGACUUCUACAACACCUACUUCCACAACAACUUCUACAACACCUAUUUCCACAACGACUUCUACAACACCUACUUCCACAACGACUUCUACAACACCUACUUUGACAACAACUUCUACAACACCUACUUUGACAACAACUUCUACAAUAUCUACUUCCACAACUUCUUCUACAACACCUUUUUCCACAACAACUUCUACAACACCUACUUCCACAACGACUUCUACAACACCUACUUCCACAAUAACUUCUACAACACCUACUUCCACACUAACUUCUACAACACCUAAUUCCUCAACAACUUCUACAACACCUACUUCCACAACGAUUUCUACAACAACACCUACUUACACAACAACUUCUACAACACCUACUUCAACAACAAUUUUUACAGCGACACCUCCAUUCACAACAACUUCUACAGCAACACCAAUUUCAACAACGACUUCUACAAAACCUACAUCCAAAACGACUUCUACAACACCUACAUUCAAAACAACUUCUACAACACCUACAUCCAAAACAACUUCUACAACACCUACAUCCAAAAUGACUUCUACAACACCUACAUCCAAAACAACUUCUACAACACCUACUUCCUCAGCUACUUCUACAACACCUACAUCCAAAACAACUUCUACAACACCUACAUCCACAACAACUUUUACAACACCUACAUCCAAAACGACUUCUACAACACCUACUUCCACAACAACUUCUACAACACAUACAUCCAUAACAACUUCUACAGCACCUACAUCCAAAACAACUUCUACAACACCUACUUCCACAACAACUUCUACAACACCUACUUCCACAACAACUUCUACAACACCUACAUCCACAACAACUUCUACAACACCUACAUCCAAAACGACUUCUACAACACCUACAUCCAAAACAACUUCUACAACACGUACAUCCAAAACGACUUCUACAACACCUACAUCCAAACCGACUUCUACAUUACCUACAUCCACAACAACUUCUACAACACCUACAUCCACAACAACUUCUACAACACCUACAUCCAAAACGACUUCUACAACACCUACAUCCAAAACAACAUCUACAACACCUACAUCCACAACAACUUCUACAACACCUACAUCCAAAACGACUUCUACAACACCUACAUCCACAACAACUUCUACAACACCUACAUCCAAAACAACUUCUACAACACCUACAUCCAAAAUUACUUCUACAACACCUACAUCCAAAACAACUUCUACAACACCUACAUCCACAACAACUUCUACAACUCCUACAUCCACAACAACUUUUACAACACCUACUUCCUCAGCUACUUCUACAACACCUACUUCCAAAACAACUUUUACAACACCUACUUCCUCAGCUACUUCUACAACACCUACAUCCAAAACAACUUCUACAACACCUACAUCCAAAACAACUUCUACAACACCUACUUCCUCAGCUACUUCUACAACACCUACAUUUAAAACAACUUCUACAACACCUACUUCCUCAGCUACUUCUACAACACCUACAUUUAAAACAACUUCUACAACACCUACUUCCUCAGCUACUUCUACAACACCUACAUCCAAAACAACUUCUACAACACCAACAUCCAAAACGACUUCUACAACACCUACAUCCAAAACGACUUCUACAACACCUACAUUCAAAACAACUUCUACAACACCUACAUCCAAAACAAUUUCUACAACACCUACUUCCUCAGCUACUUCUACAACACCUACAUCCAAAACAACUUCUACAACACCUACAUCCAAAACAACUUCUACAACACCUACUUUCUCAGCUACUUCUACAACACCUACUUUCAAAACAACUUUUACAACACCUACAUCCAAAACAACUUCUACAAUACCUACAUCCAAAACAACUUCUACAACACCUACAUCCAAAACGACUUCUACAACACCUACAUCCAAAACAACUUCUACAACACCUACUUCCUCAGCUACUUCUACAACACCUACAUCCAAAACAACUUCUACAACACCUACAUCCAAAACAACUUCUACAACACCUACAUCCAAAACGACUUCUACAACACCUACAUCCAAAACAACUUCUACAACACCUACAUCCAAAACAACUUCUACAACACCUACUUCCACAACAACUUCUACAACACCUACUUCCUCAGCUACUUCUACAACACCUACUUCCUCAGCUACUUCUUUAACACCUACUUCCUCAGCUACUUUUUUAACACCUACUUCCUCAGCUACUUCCUUAACACCUACUUCCUCAGCUACUUCUUUAACACCUACUUCCUCAGCUACUUCUUUAACACCUACUUCCUCAGCUACUUCUUUAACACCUACUUCCUCAGCUACUUCUUUAACACCUACUUCCUCAGCUACUUCUACAACACCUAUUUCCACAACGACUUCUACAACACCUACUUUAACAACAACUUCUACAACACCUACUUCCUCAGCUACUUCUAGAAAACCUACUUCCACAACGUCAUCCACAACAACACCUACUUCCACAAAGCAUUCUGGAACAACAUCUACAUCUACAACAACUUCUACGACAGGAAACGUUAGAUUUUUACUUAACAAUGUUGUAUUAUUCGGUCAGCUUGAUACUCCAUCUGGUUCUGAUUCGCAACCUGACCUUGUGUCAUUUGCAACAAAUUUUAAUAAGAAUUUAUUACCAGCAACAAUAAAUCAAAUAACUACACCAACACCUACGCCUGAAAGGACGACAAAUGAGUUUCAGCUUGGAUUAAACAAGUUUAUGCUACUGCCUGAUUCUGAGCCAGAACUUGAACCAGAAGCUGAAUUGGACCUUGAGUCAACUCUCUUAAAUACUAUUUUAAGUACUUUACCUAACAGAUUUUUUCCCUUUACAGUCCCUAAUACAACAACUUUGUCUGAUAGCUUAACCUCUAUAGAGCAACACAGUGAAACAAUAGAAGCCCCGACUUCUACUACACUAUAUUUCAUGUCAACACCAGAAAUUCAGAAUGAUGUUACUUUGGAACCUAUGGCUUCUCCUGAUCUAGAGCUAGAGUCUGAACGGAUAUCGGAGUCUAAAGAAUAUAAUGAAAGCUCCUCUAGAAAAAGAAGAGAAACAGAAACAUUCGCAGCAACAACAUUAGAUAAAUUGACAACUUUUACAGCAGCACAAAAUACAAUAUAUACUUUAACAUCUUUGACAACGACACAUCCUGUAACAACAAAUGAAGAUACAGUUGUAAAUGCAAUGACACCUAAAACAAUAAUAGCUAACGUUACGACUGUCAAUUUAGGAACACUUACUACAACAAGUGUAAACAAUACCUUAAUUGUUAAUACAACACCAGCUACAAUAAAUACUAGUGCAGCUUCAACGACAAUAGCUACAAAGACAGUUAAUUCAACAGCAUUCAAUUCAACAACACUUAAAACAACUAGGACCUUCACAACUGACAAUACAACAGCAUUCAAUUCAACAACACUUAAAAUAACAAGUACUUUCACAACUGACAAUUCAACAUUCCAUACAACAAUCACAUCUGUGAAUACAAUUAUAGGAACUACAAAACCCUCUUCAACUGUCAAUAAAACAAGUAACUUCCCAACUGUCUAUUCAACAACACCAACUACAUCAACUAACUUUACAACUAUCAAUAUAGCAACUACAUCUACUAACUUUAUGACCAUUAAUACAACUAAUACAUCAACUAACUUUACAAAUAUCAAUACAACAACACCAACUGAAUCAACUAACUUUACAGCUAACAAUACAACAACACCAACUACACCAACUAACUUCACAAUUGUGAAUUCAACAACACCAACUAACUUCACAAUUGUGAAUUCAACAACACCAACUGACUUCACAAUUGUGAAUUCAAAAACACCAACUACACCAACGAUCUUCAGAACUGUCAAUUUAACAACACCAACUACACCAACUAACUUUAUAAUUGUGAAUUUAAUAACACCGACUACACCAACUAACUUCACAACUAUCAAAACAACAACAACAACUGCACCAACUAACUUCACAAUUGUGAAUUCAACAACACUAACAAUACUGACUAGCUUUACAACUAUCAAUACAACAACACCAACUAACUUUACAAUUGUGAAUUUACCAACACAGACUACACCAACUAACUUUACAAUUGUGAAUUUACCAACACAGACUACACCAACUAACUUUACAAUUGUGAAUUUACCAACACAGACUACACCAACUAACUUUACAAUUGUGAAUUUACCAACACAGACUACACCAACUAACUUUACAAUUGUGAAUUUACCAACACAGACUACACCAACUAACUUUACAAUUGUGAAUUUACCAACACAGACUACACCAACUAACUUUACAAUUGUGAAUUUACCAACACAGACUACACCAACUAACUUUACAAUUGUGAAUUUACCAACACAGACUACACCAACUAACUUUACAAUUGUGAAUUUACCAACACAGACUACACCAACUAACUUUACAAUUGUGAAUUUACCAACACAGACUACACCAACUAACUUUACAAUUGUGAAUUUACCAACACAGACUACACCAACUAACUUUACAAUUGUGAAUUUACCAACACAGACUACAUCAACUAACUUUACAAUUGUGAAUUUACCAACACAGACUACACCAACUAACUUUACAAUUGUAAAUUUACCAACACAGACUACACCAACUAACUCCACAACUAUCAAAACAACAACACAGACUACACCAACUAACUCCACAACUAUCAAAACAACAACACAGACUACACCAACUAACUUCACAACUAUCAAAACAACAACACAUACUACACCAACUAACUUCACAACUAUCAAAACAACAACACAGACUACACCAACUAACUUCACAACUAUCAAAACAACAACACAUACUACACCAACUAACUCCACAACUAUCAAAACAACAACACAGACUACACCAACUAACUUCACAACUGUCACUUCAACAACACCAACUGUACCAACUAACUUCACAAUUGUAAAUUCAACAACACUGACUAACUUUACAACUAUCAAUCCAACAACAUCAACUACACCAACUAACUUCACUACUUUUAAUCCAACAACAUCAACUACACCAACUAACUUCACUACUUUUAAUACAACUAAAUCAACUACAACAAGUAACUCCACUACUUUUAAUACAACUAAAUCAACUACAACAAGUAACUCCACUACUUUUAAUACAACUAAAUCAACUACAACAAGUAACUCCACUACUUUUAAUACAACUAAAUCAAUUACAACAAGUAACUCCACUACUUUUAAUACAACUAAAUCAACUACAACAAGUAACUCCACUACUUUUAAUACAACUAAAUCAACUACAACAAGUAACUCCACUACUUUUAAUACAACUAAAUCAACUACAACAAGUAACUCCACUACUUUUAAUACAACUAAAUCAACUACAACAAGUAACUUCACUACUUUUAAUACAACUAAAUCAACUACAACAAGUAACUCCACUACUUUUAAUACAACUAAAUCAACUACAACAAGUAACUUCACUACUUUUAAUACAACUAAAUCAACUACAACAAGUAACAUCUCUGCUGUCAAUACAACAUUACCAACUUCAACUACAGCUAACAUCACGGGUCCUCCAAUAGCUCUUUCUAGAUUUACACUUGGAAACUUUCUGUUACUUGCUAAAUCUGAGUUGGCAUCUAAUUCAAAUCCAGAAUCUCAGAUUGAAAAUGAAAACAUGUCCGCAGCAACUGAUUCCAUUACAAUCUCCUCACCUACGAUAAUAAAACAGACGACAGUACCUCACAUUGCAACUCAAACAUUGGCAUUUUUGGGCACAGCUGGAUCUGAACCUAAACUUAGACUUAACGAUUUGAUGCUUUUACCUGAUCCCCAGCCAGACCUGGAGCCGCAAGGGGAGACAAAUGUUGAAUUAGAACUUGUGUCCCCUGCUGCAAAUACGUCUCUUAUAACUCGACCCAAUCCAACGGCUCCUAAUACAACAAUUUCUAAUGCAACAAUGCUAACUACAACAAAAUUACAAGAUAUCAUAACCACUCUUAAAAAUCAUUCAACGACUAAGUCAAUCGUACCCACUUCUUCAGUAAUUAAUUACACGACUUUACCUUAUCCAAAUAACAAUUUACUUAAUACAAGUAGCAAUGUCCUUAACAUUAGCAGCAUCCUUAGCAAUAUAAGUAGCAAUGCACCUCCGGCAAGCAAGAACGUUAUUUAUGUGAGUAAAUAUGAACCAGAGGCUUCAGAUGAAAAUGGGCAAUCUACAACAGAUACCAACGAAUCUACGCUACCAGGUAAAAUACUUACUACAGCUGAAUUUAACGAGACAACACCUGAUAUAGAGGCUCUUACUUCUGUAAUGCCAACUUCUACACUAUAUUUCAAGAAUAUGACAACUUCUGAUACUCAUACCACAGGACUAAGCGACGCAAUGAUUCCUCCUGAUCCUAAACUUGAGCCUCAAUCCAAACAAGAGUCUGACGUUGAAUAUAAACUCAGAUCCUAUACAAGUACUACUGAAAUAGAAUCCCCUGUUACUAACGCUAAUAAAUCAACAACUAGAUCUACUAUCGGAACAUUUAAUACAACAGAUUUUAGUACAGACUUUACCUCAGUACCCUCUACAGCAAUGGUGUCUAAUACAUUGCCUAAUGAAAUAGAAACUACAUUUGCAAUACCUAAUACAACAACAUUGCUCAAUGAUACAGGCACUAUUGCAACCUCAUCUUCAACAAUGUAUACAAUAGGAACACCUAAGUCAACAUCUACUGUUAGUACCAUCACAACUUCUGAUACAUCAUUUAUUAAUAAAUUACCUGAUACAUCAUCUAGUACUCAAACACCUACCACAACAAAAAUUAACAUUUCAACUGUCUUCACAACAGCAUCUACACCGACAGAUACAGCCAUGUCAGCAAAUUCUGCUGAUGAGAGACCUGAUAGAGCACUAUCAGCUAGUGAAACACAUGAUGCUCCAACAUUGAUCAGUACAGCGGAUACCACAUCUUUUCAUACAACAUUACCUAAUACAACAUUAUCUAAUACAACAUUACCUAAUACAAUAACACCUUAUCCCACAACACCUGAAACAGCAACACUAACAAGUGAAAUACCUAACACUUCAAAACUUCCUACAACGGUUACUAUCGUAACUUCAGAUACAUCUUUUUAUACAACAUUACCUGAUUCAAUAACACUUAAUAAAACAAGUGUUAAUACAAUAACACCAAGUAUUGACACUUCUAAGUCAAAACUAUCACUUCAUUCAAAAGACACUACAGCAACUUCUUUCGAUACACCUUUUGAUACAACAUUACAGGAUACAGAAACAUUUAAUCCUAAAAUACCUCUUACAGCAGAACCUAAUCUUGAAACAGCUAAUACAGCUAUCUUACAGAGAACAACAGAUGCUAUCGCAACUUUGUCUGAUACACCCAUUUCUAUUUCCACAUUAUAUGCUACAGCUGCACAAAUUACAACAACAAAAAAUACAACAGUAAUUCUUGUAUCAACAUCUAAAUCUAAAACAUACGACAGUACUAAAACAGCUGAAACAUCUUUUGAUAGUACUGAAACAACAACGAAUGCUAGUUCUGUAACAACAAUAACAACGUCUACAAAUUUCGAAAGUACUGAAACAACAACACCAACAACAUCUACAACGAAUGCUAGUUCUGUAACAACAAUACCAACGUCUAAAAAUUUCGAAAGUGCUGAAACAACAACACCAACAACAUCUACAACAUCCGCCAGUACUGCAACAAGACUAUCAACUUCUUCAACGCAUGACAGCACUGAGGGAACACCUACCUAUACAACAGAUCUCCGUACAGUAACAUCAACUGAGGUUCAGCCUGAAAUUCGAUUCGGACAGAACAACCUUAAGCGUUUCCCUGAAACUAAUUAUGAGCCUGAGACUCCAAUAGAUCCGGAACCUGACAAAGACUUGGAGCUCGAGCCUGAAUUCGAAUCGGAACCUGAUCCUGACUUUGAUCCUGAAUCUGAUCCAAUUAUUUUGUACUAUCUGUAGAUUUUGGUUAUUUAUUUAAGUAAACUAUUUCGUAACGAAAUUUCUUGCGAAAGUUGAAUAAAAUAUCUACUUAACAAAAUU
Biomphalaria glabrata is the source of this 14616-nucleotide messenger RNA. RefSeq lists its product as uncharacterized. Gene Ontology annotation, molecular function: protein binding. The record is from RefSeq and is a predicted model, not a curated record. Lineage: Eukaryota; Metazoa; Mollusca; Gastropoda; Planorbidae. The transcript has 4 exons. Bases 106 to 14535 code for a protein of 4809 amino acids.